AUGGCCCAAGUUUUCAGCGCGCCGGGAAAAGCGCUUGUGGCUGGAGGAUAUCUCGUUCUAGACCCGGCAUACAAUGCUUACGUGACGGCACUUUCCAGUCGAAUGCACGCGGUCAUUGAAGACUCGACCGUUUCAGACAUCUCUCGCGUGUCGAUCUCGUCUCCUCAGUUUGGCGGCAAAUGGGAGUACCUCAUUGAAGGGUGCCACGUGCGCGAGAGCCAGAAUCAAAACAAUCCGUUCUUGGCGUCGGCAAUCCGCUGUGCUGUGGCGUACGCGGCGCCAUCUGCGCCAUUCUCCGCUACCAUCACUUUGUUCUCGGACCCCGGCUACCACACCCAAGAAAACACCACGCGACACACGCUGGACGGCUGCAAAAAAACGUUUUUGUACCACACUGCCCCCGUCGAGCACGUGCCCAAAACAGGCAUGGGCCUGCUGGCUGGCUUGGUGACCGUGGUGACGGCGGCGUUGCUUGCCCGCCUAACGGGCCGCCCCUUGGCAGAGCUCCGUGAGGUUGUGCACAACGUGGCCCAGGUGGCCCACUGCGCAGCGCAGGGCAAAGUCGGGUCGGGCUUUGACGUGGCGGCUGCCGUUUUCGGCUCCAUUGUUUACCGCCGUUUCCCUCCGUCGACAAUUGCUCCAUUGCUUGAAGCAGACGAUUCCGUGUUCCCCAACCUCAUUAGACAGUGUGCCGAUGCCACGUGGAACUUUGACCACAUUGCAUGCGCUUUGCCUGCGGGAAUCCGCUUGAUUAUGGGAGACGUGAACGGCGGUUCCGAAACGCCAAGGCUUGUGGCGAAAGUGCUCUCGUGGCGUUCUCUGGACGCGGCCAGCGCUGGCGUCUAUUCGAGUUUGGAUGCUGCAAACAACAGCUUUGUGGCAGCAUUGGAACACCUUCACCUGCAGUAUAGGGACGGCGAAAAAGCGUACUGGGAGAACUUUGAACGCAACGUGCAGCCAGUGGCAGCAGCUUUGGGACGCAUCAGAGCCGGUUUGCAACAGCUCACGGCGUCUCUGGGGGCAGAAGUCGAACCACCCGAGCAAACUGUCCUUUUAGACCAGUGCACAGAACUUCCUGGCUGUUUGGGCGGCGUAGUUCCCGGCGCAGGUGGAUACGAUGCCGUGUGUUUGCUAGUGGAAGAGCAGAAGCUCCAGGAGUUUCUGGAAGCGGCGAAAAGUUUGCCUGUGACGUGGUUGGACUUGGCAGAGGAAGCAGAAGGGUUGAUAGAGGGAAAUCCAGCCGACUACGCUGGGCUUCCGAGAUAA
Messenger RNA from Clavispora lusitaniae ATCC 42720, 1266 nucleotides. RefSeq names its product phosphomevalonate kinase (gene ERG8). Gene Ontology annotation, molecular function: phosphomevalonate kinase activity; ATP binding. The record is from RefSeq and is a predicted model, not a curated record. Gene Ontology annotation, cellular component: peroxisome. NCBI's taxonomy places the organism in Eukaryota, Fungi, Ascomycota, Pichiomycetes, Serinales, Metschnikowiaceae. Gene Ontology annotation, biological process: ergosterol biosynthetic process; isopentenyl diphosphate biosynthetic process, mevalonate pathway.